Plectropomus leopardus (leopard coralgrouper) is the source of this 2750-nucleotide messenger RNA. It is a transcript of the gene slc60a1b, whose product is annotated as solute carrier family 60 member 1b. Gene Ontology annotation, molecular function: D-glucose transmembrane transporter activity. The record is from RefSeq and is a predicted model, not a curated record. NCBI's taxonomy places the organism in Eukaryota, Metazoa, Chordata, Actinopteri, Perciformes, Serranidae. Gene Ontology annotation, biological process: transmembrane transport.
CACAGCUGCUGUCACGCAUUGAGAUCGUACUACACCUGUCUUUACCGAGGUCAAGAUGUUUGUGGAUGAGCGGAUCUGGACUCUGUUCAAAAGGAAUGCCCAUCACACACUGACCUACUGGAGCGUUUUCUUCAGCUUUGGACUCUGCAUUGCGUUCCUCGGACCUACAAUUUUGGACUUGCAAUGUCAAACAAACUCAACACUUAGUCAGAUUACCUGGGUGUUCUUUGCUCAGCAGUUCUGCUUGUUGAUCGGCAGCUCUAUCGGUGGUGUUUUCAAGAGGACGUUGUUCAGUGCCCUAGCUGCCUUAUUUGUCUCUGCUCUCCUCAUCUCUAUAAUAUUUGCCAUCAUCCCUCUGUGCAAUAAUGUUCUCCUGCUUGCCAUCGCCAUGGCUGUGUCUGGGUUUGCAAUGGGAAUUAUCGACACCAUCGCCAACAUCCAACUGGUGACCAUCUAUCAGAGGGACUCGGCUGUUUUCUUACAGGCUCUUCAUUUCUUUAUCGGUUUCGGAGCCCUGGUGAGCCCACUGAUUGCAGAUCCUUUCCUCUCAGAGACGGGCUGUGGAAACCACACAGAGAACGGGACUGAGAUCAUGCAUCAUUUCAGGAACAUGCUGAGAAACAGUCCGAUUGCAGAGCACAACAUAACUCAGAGCCUCCCGGCCCACGAGGGAGGGGAAGAAGAGGAGUCCAUCGUGCACUACGCUUUCUGGAUCAUGGCGCUUAUAAAUCUGCCCGUGCCCAUCGCAGUCCUGUUCUUGAUGUAUCGAGAGCAGCUGAUCCCAUGUUGCCCCAGCAGCACUCCUCGUCUUCUGGACAAAGAUGAACUGGCAAUGGAGAACCAGCAGGGGGCCGAGGGCCCGGACGAGGAGCAGAAGAACCAUGAAGCUGGAGGUCAUGGGGAUAUCUUUAGCUGCUGUCAGAAUGAUAACCUGCGCGGGCUGCCAGUAUCCUUCUUUAUGAUUCAUAUCCUCGGCGGGAUGGUGCUCUUCAUGACCGAUGGUAUUGUGGGUGCAUAUGCCGGUUUUGUGUACACCUAUGCUGUGGCACCUCCUAUGUCACUGCCUCAUAAAACAGCAGGUUACCUGGCCAGUAUCUUUUGGGCCGCGAUCACUGCUGGACGUCUAUUAUCGAUUCCUCUCUCGUACCGUUUCCAGCCUGUGAGACUGCUGAUGUUCAACCUGGCAGGUGCUAUUGUUACAGUCUUGAUGCUGCUUAUUUUCUACACCAGCAGCACUUUCCUGUUUGCCGGGACCUGUUUAUGUGGGCUUUUCCUCAGCAGCGUAUUCCCCUGCAUGCUCGCCUAUACUGAAGACAUCCUUGAUUAUCAGGGAUGUGCAACGUCAGUCCUGGUGACGAGUGCAGGGAUGGGGGAGAUGGUGAUGCAGGUUCUGGUUGGCUCAAUUAUCCAGACUGAAGGCAGCUACAGCUUCCUGCUGUGCGGAAUGAUAAUCGCCUGCAUCGGUUUUAUCCUCUUCAUUGGUCUCCUGCUGUUCCAUCGAAUGCACAGAAAUUACCUCACAGGAACAUCCAAAAAGUCAGCCAUGGUGGAGGAACCAGCGACAGAGCAGAAUGGAUCCACCAGAACAGAGCAGACAGAGGAGGCGGCUGAGAACAGCUGAGAGGAGCAGCAGCUGGGUUUUGUCCUUCAGUGGCUACCAUAGUAUUACAACAAUCUAUCAUCAGAGGUGAUAGAUCAAAGAAGUUUUACCAAAGCCUAACGAACAUUGUGCCGAUAUACUUUUCUUGUGCUGGAAAUGACGCUGUUCUUGCGAAAUAGAUAGUGUGCGACAUGACAUUGUUAAAGGUUAACGUUAAACUUUUAGAUUGUUUUUUUUUUAUUUAAAAUGUGAAUUCAUUUGUUUGUUUUUUUUCAAUUUUGCAUCAGGGUUUGAAAUUUACAAAACAUGGAUUUUGAUUACUUAUGUGAUACUUUUGAAGGUCUAAUGUGUAAGAUGUAGUGACAUCUAGUGGUGAUGUUGCAGAUUGUAAGUGUCUACGCAAAAUAAUGGCAGAGCUCUGAUCAGGCCCAAAAUAUCAGUUCCAACUUUUUCACAAUUUCUGUCCAAGUCCGACCUGAGCCUGAACCACAGCAGCAGUUUUGAGAUCCUUACCUGAUUAAAAACCCCAAUUUUAGUGUAAAAAAUAUAUUAUAUAUUAUAUAUUUUUUACCUUCAAGCAUUUAUUACAAGCUAAGAGCUGACAUGUUCUCCUUCUCCCCUUACUUAUUUUAAUGUUUGUGCACAAGUUCAGCAGAGUGGGCUGCGCCCCUCGGUGCAUAUAAUGUGCAUGGCGGUCCGUGCCGAGUGCAGAUGAUGACGAUUGCUUUUUGCUGCAUGAUGCUUACAUCUGUCCCACUGCUGGGAAGGCAAAAGCAAACACUGCCAACCAAGUCCCCCUGCAGCCUCUCUCUCUCUCUCUCUCAUUUUCUCUCUCACGCAUGCUUUCUCUCUCCCGCAGUUCUUCACCACACUAUAUUGCUCAGUUGUUCAGUCACUUGCAAGAGAACUGCCAGUUUUAUGGAAAAAAAACACUUCAGAUGAAUAGGUGAAAAUCUGAAAUUACAGCCCAAACCCAGCAGGUCAGGUUAGGCUCAAUCGAGCUUUGGCAGAGAAUCAGAAUAUUAAACAAUGGAGGCUGACUCAAAGACAGAAAUGGCCCUAACUAGAGCCGUGUUUGAUUUGUCCAUCCUGGACAACUGUAGAAACAGCAUGGUGAUAAUUAUGGUGUUAAUUAGGUUUUUUGUUUUGU